UAAUAGAGUUGCACCACAAAAUUGAGACAACACGGUGAAUGAAAUCAAGUUUCAGACAAACAUUUUGUAGCUGCCAACUUUCCUGCAAAUGCCAAGAACACAAUCACAACAACGGAACUAACCUUCGCUUAUCGGUUCGAGUUCCGGUUCAGGUUCAGGUUCAGGUUCCAAUAUCGAUAUGCCGAUAUACCUAUACCGAUAUACCGAUAUACCGAUACCGAUACCGAUACCGAUACCGAUAACCGAUUUUGGCAGCCUCAAAUUGUAUUAUCGAUACCCAUACCCUAAAGGCCUAAACCCUACUUAUACCCUGCGCCGUUACUAAUACCUCCCUCGCCUCCUCUAAUCACUCUCGCCUCUCUCGCCGCCGCCGUCUUUGUUUCAGCCUGCAACGGUAUCUCUUUUCUCCUUCCCCCAUUUCGCAGUCUCCGUUGUUUCCAUGGAGAAUUCUGAAUGUCUUUCCCAAGCUAGCAACGACUAUGAUUCAGAUGUUGAGAUGUCAGAAGAAGAAUGUCUGAAGUAUUCACAAGAAGUGAAGGAGAGGUUUGAAGACAUUGAGGUACAAAAAUCUUGUAGAAUGGCUUUAGCUAGGAUGAUUAUCCUCCAAGAGCUUCCAUUCAGCUCCAUACAGCAACAAGGAUUCCAGAUGUUGAUGACAGAAAUUAAUCCAUAUUUCAAGAUCCCGACUAUACGCGAACUAGGAUCCGACUGCGUGAAGGUGUUCCUGCUGCAGAAGGAGCAGAUGCGGAAGUUUUUCAGUUCACAAGGCAUGGGAAGAGUGUCAAUCACCACAGAAUGCUGGGCUUCAACGGAAGGCUUGGAUUUCAUCUCUGUCACAGCACAUUGCAUCGACAAGGAAUGGAAACUGCAUAGGAAAAUAAUCAGUUUUUCGCAGCUGCAAUCUCACAGUGGAGAGGAUGUUGCUGCGGUUGUUACUGCUGCGGUGGAGGAGUGGGGGUUGCAGAGGGUUCUCUGCUUCACCAUGAAACCGGAAAAUGAUGUAGCGAUAAGGCACAUGAAGUCGGUUUUUGAUGAGAGGAAUAUGGUGGUUAUUGCUGAUGGGAAAUAUUUUCAUGUGCGAUGUGUUGCAAACAUAGUCACUUCGGUUGUGUGUGAGGGAUUAGCGGAGAUAGACAUGUCUGUGAGACGAGUCAGAGAAGCCAUGAAAUGGAUAACGGCUUAUAGCAGCAGAUCUAAUCAAUUCAAAGAUCUUGCAAAAUUGUAUAAGGUUGAUACUGAGAGAGAUUUGUGUGUGGAUAUCCCGACUAAGUGGAGCUCAACUUACUUAAUGCUAGAGGCAGCUUUGCCAUACGAGCGGGUCAUGGAAGGAUUUAAGUUGUUGAGCCCCGAGUUUGUCCGUGAUUUGAGUGAGAUGCAAGACAAUGAGAUGCAGGACGAUGAGAUGCAAGACGAUGAUCUUACUACUAUCGGGGUGCCUAGAGUUGAAGAUUGGCUUGCGAUUAAGAGGAUGAGUGGUUACCUCCAAAAGUUCCACCAGUUUAUCCGUCUCGUCUCUGAUGCCAAAAAUGUCACUGCGCAUUUAUUUUUUAAGGAAAUGUGCACUAUCUUCAGUAUGAUUAAGCGGUUGGAGAGGGAUGAAGAUGAUGCCAAAAGAAGUCUGGCAACGGAGAUGAAGACAAGGCUUGGGAAGUAUUGGUCCGAGGAAAAGGAGUUGAACCCAAAAAUGAACAAGAUUCUUUACAUCGCUGCAUUGUUAGAUCCUAGACAGAAGAUGAAACAUGUGCAGUUAUGUCUGAAGACCGUGUAUGGUGAUAAUCGGGCAAAUGAGUUGAUGGAAGAGUUGACCAAGUCAAUCAAUGACUUGUUUGAGUUGUACCAGAAAGAUAUGACUCUGAUUUUGGGUCAAACACCAACACCGGCAACACCAAUGUCUGAUAUACAUGUUCCUGAUGACGAUGACUCCAAUGGGUCAGAGAUCACUCGAUACUUUGCGGAAGAGCUAUACGAGACAAGGGCUAGUGAGGUUAAUCAUUUUGAUAUUCUUCAGUGGUGGUCGAGUUAUGGCUCGUGCUUUCCCGUUUUGUCUGCUAUGGCAAGAGAUAUCAUGGCUAUUCCAGUAUCUAGUGUUGCUUCUAAGGUUGCGUUUAACACGGAGGGUCGUGUUCUAUCCGAAUUUAGAAGCUCUUUGCCUCCGAGGUAUAUCGAAGCUUUGAUAUGUGCUAAAAAUUGGUUGUCUAGUUCCAGUGACAGUGACGAUGAAGAUGGUGAGUGAGUAGUUGAUUUUAAUCUGUUAUUAUCAAGCCAGUGUCAUAGCUUGACUUUGAUUGGCAUGUUAAACUCAAUUUCAUUAUGUUUUAAUUCGAAUUUGAUCUAAGUUGCUUUUCAAAUUUCUGAAUGUCAAUUACUGUUUAUGUUUAUGUUUAUGUUUAUGUUUAUGUUUAUGUUUA
Salvia splendens (bonfire salvia) is the source of this 2408-nucleotide messenger RNA. RefSeq names its product zinc finger BED domain-containing protein RICESLEEPER 2. The transcript is spliced from 2 exons. Gene Ontology annotation, molecular function: DNA binding; protein dimerization activity. Bases 440 to 2233 code for a protein of 597 amino acids. The record is from RefSeq and is a predicted model, not a curated record. Lineage: Eukaryota; Viridiplantae; Streptophyta; Magnoliopsida; Lamiales; Lamiaceae.